This is a messenger RNA of Zychaea mexicana, 1746 nucleotides long. Its product is annotated as gamma-glutamyltranspeptidase. The transcript is spliced from 10 exons. NCBI's taxonomy places the organism in Eukaryota, Fungi, Mucoromycota, Mucoromycetes, Mucorales, Lichtheimiaceae. Bases 1 to 1746 code for a protein of 581 amino acids. The record is from RefSeq and is a predicted model, not a curated record.
AUGUUGGAUCCUCUUCCUUUUAUCUCUCGCCGCUCUGUUGUGUACGGAACCCAUGGAAUGGUUGCUAGCUCGCAACCACUUGCAACACAGGCCGGUAUACAAAUUCUUCAAAGUGGUGGAAAUGCAGCUCAUCACUUGUACUUUUCUUACUCACCGUUUCUUGUGGAUACAGAGCCUGCAGCAACAGGUAUCGGAGGAGAUGCGGCUUGUCUGUUCUAUAAUGCCAAGACCCAAAAAGUUGUCGCCUUGAACGGUACUGGAAGAUCCCCGGCCGCGCUGACGCUUGACUAUUUUAAAUCACACUGUAAAGGUUCUUCGAUUCCUGAAACUAGCAUACACGCUGUCACUGUUCCUGGAGCAGCGGCUGCGUGGGUGGAUCUUGUAGACCAUUUUGGAUCUGGAAAACUGGAUAUGAGUGCUAUUUUGCAACCUGCAAUUGGUUUGGCAGAAAACGGGUUUCCUGUAUCCCAUUUUGGUUCCAGACUGUGGAACAAAGCGGCAAAAGGCUUGAAAGAGAAGAACGGAAAUAAAAACGAUUUCUUGUUUGAUGGAGUUCGUGCGCCUUUUGAAGGUGAAAUCAUGCGGCUGCCCGAUCUUGCAAAUACUUUCAAAACCGUAGCCGCUGAAGGAAAAGAUGGAUUCUACAAGGGUCGCAUUGGUGAUUCUAUCGUUCAGGCUAUUAGGUCUCGCGGAGGUCUGAUGACACACGAAGAUCUUGCUUCACACACAUCCGAUGUUAUAGAGCCCAUUUCACUCGAUUACCAUGGCUGGACUGUGUGGGAAAUCCCACCAAACAGCCAAGGCAUUACAGCACUCAUUGCGAUUGGAAUUAUUCGAGCUUUAGAAGAAGAACAUGGAUUAGACCUUUCAAAACUUGGGCAUAACUCAGCGGAAUACUUGCAUGUCGUCAUAGAAGCACUACGCUUGGCAUUUGCUGACACUCGAUGUUGCGUGACCGAUCCACAAGUCUUGUCAGUACCAACUGAAAAGCUAUUAAGCAGAGAGUAUCUUUCUAAACGUGCCAAGUUAGUGGAUAUGAAAAAGCGCAACAGCAAAAUUGUGCAAGGAUACCCAGACCAUAAAAAGGAUACGGUAUACUUCAGCGUUGUCGAUAAGGAGGGCAAUGCUUGCAGUUUUUUGAACUCGAACUUUGAUCACUUUGGCUCUCACAUUAUUCCUGAUCGUUGCGGGUUCACUUUGCACAAUCGGGGUUGCAACUUUAUGGUUGACAAAAACCACCCCAACUGCAUUGGACCCAAAAAGCGUCCGUACCAUACAAUCAUACCAUCCAUGAUUACACGCAAGACACCCUCUGGUGGUCAUGAGCUCGAAGCUUGUUUUGGCGUGGUUGGUGGCUAUAUGCAGCCUCAAGGACAUGUUCAAAUUAUCAUGAAUAUGUUGCACUUCCUUACAAAUCCUCAACACCUCGUUGAUCUCCCCAGAAUUUGUAUCGCUCCUCCGGAAGAUGACGGAGCACCAAGUGAAACCAACGUAUUUACAAAUAUGAACGACUCUGCAGUAUAUGUCGAGGAUGGCAUUUCACCAAAAGCAAUCGAGCAGCUAGAAGCUAUGGGUCACACCUGCUAUGUUGUCAACGGAUAUCGUCGUACAAUGUUUGGCCGCUGUCAGAUAAUCCGAGCAAAAAAAGAUACUCGUACUGGUCAAGUAGUUUUGGCUGGUGGCAGCGAUCCUCGUGGUGAUGGCCAAACUGUAGGCUUGUCCAGUUUUGGGGUAGCAAAACUUUAA